GGAGAUUACAACCUGGUCGUGUAUUACAAAAACAAACCUAUCAAGAUACAAUCUUUCUCUGUGGGGAAAACGGACGCCACGGUCAAUGUGCAAAUAUCUGGAGACGGGCGUGAGUAACUGAUGGCUUCUACUUUCAACAAUCUCAUUUAUAUAUAUAACAAUUCUGAACUCAUAUUUUGAAAUUUCAAAUGCAAAGUCAUCUGAAAUGAAGAAUUUUCAACUAAUUAUUUAAAGUUUGAAGGAUCCUAGGCCCUGGAGAUUUUAAAACACAUUAAAUAAUGCACUUUACUUUAUUAAAUCAAAAAAUCAAAUAGUUCACUACUACACAAUAUUUUGCAUUCUUGGUUUCUAUUCUAUUGGCGAUGCAAAAAUCAAGUCAAUAAUAAUGAGCAUGACCCAAUUCUAUUGUAAUUUAUUUUAAUUCAUUUAUUUUGAUUUCUCCUUAAGAUGAGAUCCAACUCCCGGUCCAGCACAACCCGUUCGCGAGUGUCGCCGUGACCCACUCCACCACCAGCGCCGGUCUGAGGAACGAGGGCACGGCCACAUCGACAUCCACCUCCCAUCAGCUGGCGUGCGUAACCAGGUGGUCAGCCGUGUCUGAGGUGGGAGACGACAAAGCGGUCGAGGUGUCCUGCAACGCCAAUGAGAUACUCACCGGCUGUACCAGCUACCUUAAGGUAAGGACUGAAUAGUUGAUACUGACUUACUGUAUCAGCUACCUUAAGCUAUGGACUAAAUGGUUGAUACUGACAUUAAAGUAAACACAGAAUGGUUGAGAUUAGCUUAACGUACUAGCUAACUCAAGUUAAGCAAUGAAUAAUUAAUAACUUACUGUUCUUGCUACCUUAAGGUAAGGACUGAAUUGUUGAUACUAACUUACUGUUCCUAAUACGAAUUUAAUCCUUUUAAAACUCUGUUAGUGUUACGUAGUGUGUCUACAGCUUAAGGUAACUUUUUGUUUUACAAAUAGUGGAGAAAUGUUUUUUCUAUAGACUACAGAGCUUAAUGGAUUAAAGAGCGUAAAUGGGAAAACAGACAAGAGACAUAAUAUUUCAUGUAUACAUUUAAGAUGACUUGUGUACAUGUCUAACUGGCAAUGUUAGUUGUAGAGGACUUCGUCAGGGCGAGACUUCAAGAGAAAUCCAAACCCGUUCACGACAUGUGUUUUUAGGGAUACUUAUUUUACCAUCAGCAUUGAGCUCUAUCCCACAUGUAAUCAUUAGUAUGUGCUCAACGUCUAUGACAGAACAACGACUGGCACCGAGAUGGGGAACAGAUUGGGUUCAGCAACGGAAUGGCCACUUGU
Lymnaea stagnalis (great pond snail) is the source of this 1306-nucleotide messenger RNA. The record is from the annotation of a GenBank genome assembly. Lineage: Eukaryota; Metazoa; Mollusca; Gastropoda; Lymnaeidae.